Messenger RNA from Ascoidea rubescens DSM 1968, 807 nucleotides. RefSeq names its product cytochrome c1 heme lyase CYT2 (gene CYT2). Lineage: Eukaryota; Fungi; Ascomycota; Saccharomycetes; Ascoideales; Ascoideaceae. The transcript has a single exon. Gene Ontology annotation, molecular function: holocytochrome-c synthase activity. The coding region runs from base 1 to 807 and encodes 268 amino acids. The record is from RefSeq and is a predicted model, not a curated record. Gene Ontology annotation, biological process: cytochrome c-heme linkage. Gene Ontology annotation, cellular component: mitochondrion.
AUGACAGAAGAAGACAACCAGCCUAAAUGUCCUGUAGAUCACUCUACAAGAGAAGCCUGGUUGAGAAACAAUCCAGGCUCGACUUUUACACCUCCCACAAGCAACAACACCACUACCGCCACUGCGAAUGCUGCUACUGUUGAUAGAAAUAAUAGUGAUGAUAGGAAAUCAAAUUCUUCGUGGCUAGGCUUUGGUUGGUUGUACAGCUCAAAUGUGGAGGACAAGAAAUCCCCAGCUAAAGUCGCAGAGAAUCAACAGUGUUCCUCUGAUUCCUUGGUGGAAGAGUUAAUGAGUGAAAUAUCAAUCAAUAACAAUAAAUUGGCAGUCGACAGACAGAUCUCCUCGAUACCUAGAACAGGGGCCAAUUCAAACUGGAUAUAUCCCUCGCAGAAGCAGUUCUACGAAGCAAUGAAACGAAAAAACUGGGAUCCAGAUAGCUCGGAUAUGAAAUCUAUAGUUCCAAUUCACAACUUGGUUAAUGAACAGGCCUGGUACUUGAUCAGAUUAUGGGAAAAGGACCAAGGGGGCGAGAGUUGUGGAGGAAUCGAGUUGACGAGCUUCAAAGGCAAUUCCAAGAAGCUUACCCCAAGAGCCAGGUGGAAACUCAUCAUGGGAUACCAAAAACCCUUUGAUAGACACGACUGGACAAUCAACCGAUGUGGCAAGCAGGUUGAUUAUGUUAUUGAUUUCUACUCAGGUAAAACCAUUCCAGGAAGCGAUUUACCUAGUUUUUACUUGGACGUCAGACCCAAGCUAAAUAGUUUUGAGGGCUUCAGACUAAGAUUGUUUAAAAGCCUUGGUUUGUGA